Molecule: messenger RNA, 1078 nt
Organism: Haliotis rufescens (red abalone)
Lineage: Eukaryota; Metazoa; Mollusca; Gastropoda; Lepetellida; Haliotidae
Exons: 2
Coding region: 58-822 (254 amino acids)
Source: RefSeq, a predicted model, not a curated record
CCUGUCACUAUCCUCACAUCAGGUUCGUCUGUUGCUGAAUACCACUCCUCGUCCACAAUGUCGCCUCUUCGUGCUGCCAUCUUGGUUUUUUGCCUCUUUGUAGGCGUAGCUGUGACUCAGACUCAGGACGGCAACGGCGGCGACACCGACGGCAGCAACAAGGUCGACGAAGACCUUGAUGAGAUAAGCUGCAGGGCCACUCUUCAGCAGGCUCUGGAUGCAAAGAACAGCCAGAACAAGAAGGGAGGCAACCGCAAGAAGCGACAAAUAAACCCUCAUUACCCCUACGGUAAUGUCAUCAACAACGCCUACCUCCGCGACACCUACUCCCACCCACACCACUACAACUACAACUACGACAGACGUCUCCUUAGGUUCCCCUCCGCCCCCCUCCUUGACAACCGCUUCGACAACCUCCCGAUCUACCGCUUCUUUAACAGCUUCACCCCAGCCGGCACCGUACGCUCAACUAGUCGUCUUGUCCGCAACUAUGCCCGUCUCAACACCAACUACGCCGACGCCCUGUACGACUUCGGCGUCCUCCCCCUCGUCAAGGUCAAAGAAGUCCGUUCCUCGUCAGUCACCAGAACCGUGGUUCAACCUGACUACGUCGCCGAAGUGUUUGGAACUCCAGGGACUGAGGUUCGUCUGAUGAGAAAUGGCUGCCCCCUAGCGGAUUACCCCCACACUGCUUUCCCUUGCCUGACCUUGACCAUUAAUAGUAGCCUUCCUUUCGGUCAAGUCAUCCGCCGCUUUGCCUACAUCCCAGGAUUCGGUUUCGACAACAACAUGGUCGUCAACGGACCAUUUGUUGCAAAAUAACUUUUUAAUCUCGUUUGAAGCAUACAAGAAUGUUCAUGGUUGUUAGAUAUGAUUUAGCAUGAAGUGGCAAGCAAAUGAUGUAUCACCUGGAUGAUUUAUUUGAUUUGGAUCGACCACGUUUAAAUGCAUCUGUACAUCAUGACAUUCUGGUAUGUGUAUCUUCAUGAAUGUGUCAGUUUUGAUAACAACGGUCAUCUGCGAUAGCCUGUUUUCGUGUGUUGUCUUUUGUCCAAUAAAUUAUUGCAGUCUGAUCAAA